This is a messenger RNA of Plenodomus lingam JN3, 972 nucleotides long. RefSeq lists its product as uncharacterized. NCBI's taxonomy places the organism in Eukaryota, Fungi, Ascomycota, Dothideomycetes, Pleosporales, Leptosphaeriaceae. The record is from RefSeq and is a predicted model, not a curated record. Gene Ontology annotation, molecular function: phosphoric diester hydrolase activity. Gene Ontology annotation, biological process: lipid metabolic process.
AUGCGUACGCACAUACUAGCUACGGCGUUGUACUGGGGGGCUGCAUGUCGAGCGGCAGCUGUGGGAUUCGGAGAGCAAAGACAACCGCAUUAUUCGGAUGCGCUACAGAAUAUACUCAAGGGGACUGUGGGCGAGGGAGAUCGGUACAAGUAUCCUACGGAUUUUACGAGGGGGAUUGUUCCGAAACCAUUCCACAGCCACAACGACUACUGGCGCGACGUACCCUUCUAUACCGCCCUAAGCCACGGCAGCAUCUCCACUGAAGCCGACGUCUGGCUCAUCGACGGCACCCUCUACGUCGGCCACUCCCCUUCCGCCCUAACCCCCAGCCGCACCCUCGAAUCCCUCUACAUCCAGCCCAUCAUCUCCACCCUACACCGCCAAAACCCCCAAACACCAUUCACCCAGCCCGGCGAGCAAAACGGCGUCUUCGACACCUCAGCCUCACAAACCCUCUACCUCUUCAUCGAUCUCAAGACCGCCGCCGACGAAACCUGGCCUGCCGUCCUCAAAGCCCUCGAACCCCUGCGCUCCGCAGACUGGCUCACCACCUUCAAAGACGGUAAUCUCCGCCACAACCCCGUCACCGUCAUCGGCACGGGAAACACCCAGCUGGCCGACGUGCUGGCCGCCGAGCCCCGCGAUGUCUUCUUCGACGCGCCCCUCUCCCAACUCAACUCCUCGCAGUUUGCAAACCUCUCCGAGGCAGUGGCACCCAUUGCGUCGACGAAUUUCGCACGUGCGUUUGGCGCGGUGCGUAGGCGUGCGUUUAGCGAGGACCAGUUGGAUGUGUUGAGGGCGCAGGUCAAGACGGCGCAUGAGAUGGGGAUCAUGGUGCGUUAUUGGAAUGCGCCCGAGUGGCCGCUGGGGACGCGCAAUGCGGUUUGGAGGACGCUGUGGGAUGAAGGGGUGGAUUUGCUGAGUGUGGAUGAUGUCAAGGGCGCGGCGGAGUUUUGGGAGGGGAGUGGGUAG